UUAGUUUUUGUAAUCAUUAUUUUUAUUCACACAAUAAAUAAAUAAAUAUCAACAAAAGAGUGCUUCUUUUGAUCCUUCUCUCUUGUUUCGAAUUAUCAAUAUUCUCCUAAACUCAAUUUAGUGUGUAUAUAUAUAUAUUAUUUUUUUAUUUUAAAAAAAAAUACAAGCGUGUAACUUACUCAUAAUUGUAUGUAAACAAAAGGUUGGAGUAUGUUGUUUGAUUAGGGUAGAUGAUGUUAAACAAUUUAUGAGGAUGCGGAGAAUCGAAUAGAAGGGAGAGGCUGAAUUGGCUUCUCGUAACCCUUAAGAGUUAUCUCACACUUUAAAUUUUGAUUACGGACACUAAUAAGUAAUUAACUUGACUUAUGGCUCACCAUCUGCCAAUCUCUCAUUGGAUUCUUCUUAAACAAUUCUUAACUCUUUAUUUUCAUUUUAGACAUAGAACGGCAAAAUAAAACCAGCACAUUUGAAAGGUCAUGUUAAGACGAUCGUUUCUUGAAAUAUGUUCAACUGUGUUUCUCGGUACAAAUGUUUACUUACUUAUGAUGUAAUUAAAGUAGCGAGAGGGAUUAAUUUAAAACACACAAGAAGCCAAUAAAAUUUCAACCAAACUUUAGACCAAAAAGAAAUUUCAAGCAAACGCUUUUGGACUCUUGAUGAUAUAUGCUCACCUGGAUCAAUAAUUUUCAAAAUAAAAUAUAUACACAAAAGUUACUUGAGAGGUGAAGUAAGAGAGGAUGCUUAUUCAAUUAUGACAUGACAUCCCUUUUAGAAUCUUUCAGGUAUAUAUUUAUUUAUCUAAGUUAUAUAUAUAUUGAAAGUUGAAACCUAGCUUUUGUUACUUUAAUCCAGAAACAAUUGAUAAAGGUGUAAGAAAGUACAUAUUGGAGUCGAUCGAGUGCGUUGAUUGAUAAGAUACACUUGGAAGGAAGUCUUGACUACUGCAUUGGAAAACCCAACCAUCAGAGAUUCAGGAGACUCGGGUUGGUCAUUUGAAUAGUAAAAGAAGAAAUGUGAUAAAAUAUGGAAGAGAUUCUACACGGUCACAACCAAGAGAUUCCUACAUCCAUCUUCUACUCUGGCAGCUGUGUUUGAUUCUUUCAAGCAAACAAAGAUUAUCUUUCUCUCUGUCUAUCUAUUUUUGAUAAUAUAGUUGGGAUAUGGAUUAGUAAAGAUUCAAAUGAUACAUGUGAUGAGGUCGGCUCACAUAAUUAUAAUUAAGAAGGGGUUUGACCUUGUGAGCAAAUUGGGUUUUUAUUUAGCUGCUGACUUAUCUCAUUUUGGCAGCUCUCUUAUUAAAUUAAUUUCUUCCUUAAUUUUUAAUCAUUUAAAGGAGGGGAGCUAAGCUAUUGGCGUCUGAUAUUGAACAACAAAAGAGCCUAUCAAACACCACAUGCUUGCAUCAAUAUCAUCCCUAGCUCUUACCCAAUCCUGGUUAACUAACUUUAUUUGUCGCAGUUUGGUUCAUCAUAUCUUAGUUAAUUAUUUAUAUUUUGUCUGUAAAUAUCGAGGCAUGCUCAUGCAAAUGGAAGAAAGCAACAACUCAGGCGUGGUGGAUUUCCCUGAAAACUUUAUGGACCAACUCUUGUGGGAAGAGUGCAGGGGAGAAGAGGAGGAGGUAUCGUUAUGGUCAUCAUUAGGGUUGAAGGAGAGAGUUACUUGCGCCAUGGGGCACCUGCAAGAGGUGAUGGGAGGAGAGAAGGAGUUGCUGAUUCAGCUGUGGGUUCCUGUGGAGAGAGGGAUGAGAAGAGUGCUAAGCACGGAAGAACAGCCUUACUCGCUCAACCUCUUCUCCCAGAGCCAGAGCUUGGCCCUCUACCGAGACAUCUCAGCAGGCUACAGCUUUGCAGCAGAGGUUGGGUCUGACCAGCUGGUGGGACUCCCUGGGCGAGUGUUCCUGAAUAGGAUGCCUGAGUGGACUCCAGAUGUUCGCUUCUUCAGGAGUGAGGAGUACCUUCGCAUCGGAUACGCCCACAGGUGCCAGGUUCGAGCUUCCCUCGCUCUUCCACUCUUCCAAGGGCCUUCUGGAACCUGCAUGGGGGUGUUGGAGAUGAUCACCACUCACCCCAGCUUGGAGUAUGGCUCCCAACUUCACACCAUCCACCAUGCCCUUCAGGCCUUUGAUCUCCGGAGUUCAGAAACCUCCAUCGUCCCAACCUCUCUCAAGCCCCACACCGACGACGACCUUCACCGAGAGGUGGCCUCGAUUCUCAAAGGCAUCUGCAUCUCAUACGGACUCCCGCUAGCUAUUACGUGGGGACACCAACAAGACUCGUGCCUUUCUGCUAUAGUCUCUGCCAGUUACGCCUCUGACCAGAACAGCCGCAGCUUCCUGGACGCCUGCUCGGAGCACCAUCUUGUUGCCAAGGAAGGAAUCGCUGGAAGAGCCUUUGCCACCAAGAAACAGUAUAUCGCAAAAGAUGUGGCAAUCCUCAGCUACCCUCUCUCCCACUACGCCAAGAUGUUCGACCUCCACGCUGCUCUUGCUAUUCCUCUCCUGACCAGAUACAGCCGCAACGUCCAAUUUGUUCUCGAGUUCUUCUUCCCCAGAGACUACUACUGUCUUAUUAAUCAGAGGCCGAUCCUCCUCGCCUCCCAACUCAGCCUACGCUUCCAGAGCUCACCUCAUCUGAUGGUAGACGACGACCAGCUUAAGCUCGCAGAGUGCAUGUCACGCAAGGGUAAGGGAAAAGAUGUGUCUGUCUCUUGGGAGAUGAGAGAACCUUCUUCUUUCUCUUCUUCUUCUUCUUCUUGUUUGGAAAGCAGAAAGCGGAAAAGAAGGGAUGAGAAGGAUAUCACUUUGGAUAUUCUCAGGCAACACUUUGCUGGCAGCCUCAAGGACGCCGCUAAAAACAUUGGUGUAUGUCCGACGACCUUGAAGAGGAUCUGCAGACAACACGGAAUCUCAAGGUGGCCAUCGAGGAAGAUCAAGAAAGUGGGACACUCUCUUCGGAAACUGCAGGUGGUGAUGGACUCUGUUGAAGGAGUUCAAGGCUCUCACCAUCUUGCCUCCUUCUACUCAAGCUUCCCUCAACUUCAGUCUCCUUUGCAGCUUGAUCCUACCAAAACUGUCGCAAAGUCACCGCCGCCUUCUUCUUCUUCUUCAUCAGGUUCAAGCACAUGUUGCUCCUCCGAAGAGAAAGACAAACAACUAGGUGGUGGCUUCCACAAACCAUCAUCUCAAGUACUUCUUACCUUAGGCAGCAGCCUGAUGAAGGAUGAGCAGAGGCCCGUACGUGCCACGUCAUCCCUACCCCCAUUGCCAUCCGCAAGGAAAGCAAAGGACGCUGGAAUGAAAGUGCAUGCCAUGUUUGGUGACUCCAAGAUGAGAAUGAGGCUGAAACACCACUGGGGAAUCGCAGACCUCAGAAGAGAGAUCGCAAAAGGGUUUGGGAUGGAUGAUGAUGCUUUGACAAGUAACUUCACUCUCAAGUAUAUGGAUGAUGAUGAAGAAUGGGUUCUGUUGACGUGCGACGCUGAUCUUGAGGAGUGCAUACAAAUCUACAAGUCCUCUCUUUAUAAAGAGACCGUCAGAAUAUCUGUCUCUUCCUUGCUUUGAUUUUUUUUUCUUAAGGCCAAUUCCAUCUAAUUACAUUGGCUUGGUUUGUCAAUCUUUUUUUUCUGUUUGAUCUGAAUGUAUUAAUUAGUUAUUGGCAUCUUGUAAUCUUCGGGGUGGCUGUUGCUCUAUAUAUAUAUACUAGCUUUCUUUGAAGGAGCUAUAU
Messenger RNA from Brassica rapa (field mustard), 3722 nucleotides. Its product is annotated as protein NLP3. Gene Ontology annotation, molecular function: DNA-binding transcription factor activity; protein binding. Lineage: Eukaryota; Viridiplantae; Streptophyta; Magnoliopsida; Brassicales; Brassicaceae. The record is from RefSeq and is a predicted model, not a curated record.